AUGCUUCCAAAGCGCCGACAAAGAGGGGGUUCAAAUUCGAGCAAUUUAUUUCAUUAUAACAACCAAGUUGAAUUAACGUUUAAAGGUCAACCGAAGGAAGAGAUGUUGGAAAAAGUUACAGAAGUUGGAGAUUCAGGAUCCGAUGAUUCAGGAUCCGAUGAACGAGAACGAGAACGAGAUUCAGGAUCCGAUUGUGAACAGUUUCCUGAUGAGAUUCUGAAAAUACGCAAGGAGUUAUAUCCAGAACUAAAGAAGGCAAGAGAUGCGGGUAAAAAGGCGAAACUGGUUAAGGACAAACUUAUUAUUGAGG
This is a messenger RNA of Paramuricea clavata, 310 nucleotides long. NCBI's taxonomy places the organism in Eukaryota, Metazoa, Cnidaria, Anthozoa, Malacalcyonacea, Plexauridae. The record is from the annotation of a GenBank genome assembly.